UGAAACCUGAAUUUGUCGUUAUCUUUUAGAUUCUCAACUGUCAUAACGACAUUAAUGAAAUGACGAAAGUACCCCUGAAAUAGGAAAGUAAAAAGACUACCAAAUGCCUUUUCUUCUGUUGCUUCAUCCCAUUCUUUUGUUUGAUGUCUAUGCGAAGUCUUGAUUCCUUCGCCAGUUUCUUCGGCCAUUCUUCUCAAAUCAAAAAUCUUAAAACCAUUAAGAAGAUUCACGCUCAUUUGCUUAGAACCCACUUCCAAUUUUUCUCCCCAAAUCUUCACUCUAAGCUUAUACUAUCCUACUCCCAAAUCAUCCCCAAUUUUGAUGCGCAAAGCUUAAACAGCAUCUUCAAAUGCAUCAUCCCCAGAACUUCUUUAACCUUCAAUGUAAUGAUUUCUGACUUUUCUCGACAUGGGUUUCCUGAUUUUGCGUUAAUGGGGUUCUCUUUCAUGCAUUCUAAUGGGGUUCCUAUUGACACGUAUGCCCUUUGCAGCUCUUUGAAUGGUUGUUCUUUUGUUCAGAAUGUGGUUUAUGGAAAACAAAUUCACGCAUUCGUGGGGAAAUCAGGUUGGUUGUGUAGUGUUUUUGUUGGGAGUGCGAUUGUUGAUAUGUAUGCAAAAAAUUCUUUGAUUUAUGAUGCCGUUGAAGUGUUUGAUGAAAUGCCCAUGAAGAAUACUGUGUGCGCAAAUGCAUUGCUGGCUGGGUAUGGCGAGGCUAGGAUGUGGGUUGAAGGACUUGAAUUGCUACGGAAGAUGCAGGGUCUGGAUUUGAAGUAUGACCAGUUCACUCUGUCUGCUUCUUUACGUGCAUGCGCUGGUUUAUCUGCAAUUGCACUAGGUAAGCAACUGCAUGCUUAUAUACUGCGAACGGUUUAUGAUAUUACAAGUGAUGUUCAUUUGCAAAGCACAUUAGUUGAAAUGUAUGGGAAGAAUGGGAUGGUGGAAAAAGCAUGGAACGUAUUCAACUUUGCAGGACUUGGACACCGAGAAGAUGGGAAAAGGGAUAUUAUAAUGUGGACUUCUAUGCUUAGUGUAUAUGGUAGAAAUGGGUGUUACAAAAGAGUAAUUGAACUGUACAACCAGAUGUUGAUGGAAGGGAUCAAACCAGAUAGAGUGGCUUUUGUGACAGUCAUAUCAGCUUGUGGUCAUACUGGCGAGGUGAAUCUUGGAGUCAAGUAUUUUGACUCCAUGCAGAGUGAUUUUGGGUUGGAACCUGGUCAAGAGCACUACAGUUGUUUGGCUGACUUGCUCUGUAGAGCUGGGGAAUUGGAAAAGGCAUGGAAGCUCGUAAAUGAUAUCAAAAGUCGGGAUUACAAUGUUUCCCUGUGGGGAGCUUUACUCCGUGCUUGCUUGGAACAGGGAAAUAUUAAGUUGGGCAAUUUGGCAGCUCGUAGGGCACUUGAAUUGGAUCCUCAGAAUGCUGGGAUAUUUAUUAUGCUAUCAAAUCUAUAUGCUGGUUUUGGCUUGUGGAAUGAGAUAGAGCAUUUGAGGGAAUUUGUGAGAAAGGAAGGGCUGUAUAAAGAUGUUGGAUGUAGCUGGAUAGAGAUCACAAGUUGAGCACUACUCAAAUAACCUUAUGUAAAAGUUAAAUGGCUCAAGAUGGCAUUGUUUUACGAGGAAAUUGUUUAUUUUGAGGUGCUAUGAUGAAAUGGUUUCAUUGAUCAUAAGAGAGUAGUUUGUAUCAUAGUUAUAACCAGUAUUACUACUCAGUUUUAUGUUAAGUCACAUAAAGGCAGUUCUAAACAUCAAUGAGCAAAAUAAGAAGGUGAAAGUACAAGUCCUCAGAUUAUCCGUGAGGUCUAGGGAUCUUCCUCUACUUAGUUCAGUACUUGUAUAACUCUCCCCACCGCUUUCAUCAUCUACUUUAUAUUUUUUGUAACUACCUUACUCGACGAGUCCUUUUUUUAUGAACAAAGGUGCCUUCCCAGUCAUGUUAACUGACUAGUCAAACACAUUCCCUCCUUUCUUCCUCCUAAAGUACGUAUUCUUUUGGGGGGUUUGCCAAUUUGAGCAUCAAAGUUACCUGCUUCCAUCGCUUUCUUCUUCCCUGUCCUUGCACAUCAUGCUAUCUGUAAUUUUGCAUUUUAACUUUUACCAUGCGACAGGGCAAAUAAUGAGACUGUUAUAACAAUUUUGGCUCGGUUAGAAGACGAUGUGAAAACAACAAAAGAUCAUUGCCAACAAAGAUUAUAUCCCAAGCGAGGUACAGGUAUGAAUUUCUUUUUAGAUAAUUCAUACACCUUGCAGCAUUGACAAUAGGACAGGUUGAAUUUUUCCCUUUCAUUAAUAGCAGUUGUAUUUUUCCACUUUGAGAUCCUAAUGACAUGCACUCCUAACAAAUGUCUGUACCGAUUCAUUUGGGCUGAGCAAAUGGCUGGUCCCUUCAGUCUAAUCCCCUUCUCAGUUCUCAUCCACUGGUAUCACUGCCAAAACCUUUCCUCAUCAAGAUGUUGUCUGCUUGAAGGAGCUUCACAUCUUUGUUGACGUUUUCCUUUGAACAAACAUUUUAAUAAUCCAUAUAUUUUUAGUUUCUCACUUGAUGAUGCUUUUCAGGAAUAUGUAUUAAUUCAUUUACUUAUAUAGAUUUUUUUCAUCAUUGAUCAGACUCAAUUUGUCUCAGUUUUUUCCGUUGACAGAGAGGAUAAAACAAUGGAACUUAUCAUUGAAUUUAUUUUUCUUUUAAAGUUCUUUAUCCCACUAGUUUCCCAAAUGGCUGAAUAAAUCUUAUCGGCUAGGAUAUUCUUAAGAUGAUGUGAUAAUGCUUCUAACGUUCUAAAACGCAAUGCUUCUAACGUUCUAAAACCCUAUUUCUAAGAUGGUCUCCUCGUCAAAGCUAUACUUUAUAAAUUCAAGUUGCUUUGUGCAUUCUCAGCCUUAACAGGGAUCUUCCCUUCCAACAUCCACAAGUUUCACUUCAUAGAUGAAAGAAAGUAUUGGCCUAUUCAUUUUCCGUGGCGGUUUGAUGAGCCUGUUAACCAUUCAUGUGUAAAUUUAAGGUUGAAGAAAUCAAGUGCUAAGAUAUUAUGUGUGACUUGAUAGGUUUUUGGUUUCUAUAGAUUAGAAAGUCGUCGAAGAGAGACAUCUAUAUGUCCAGGCAUCGCAUAGUGCUCUUACCUUCCUGCCUUGCCCAUCUUUCUCCUGAGACACUCGGCAUUCUGUAUCCAGAGGAUGAUAGCCAUGCACAUAGACACAUAUUGGCAACAAUUUUAAGAAAUGGAUAUAUGAAAUACAAUGUCAUUGGUGACAGUUUUCAACUUGUUUUGGUAGGAUGUCUGUAUGAGUUGACAAGCCAGUGGUUACUUGGCUAUAUAUUCAAAUAACAUGAAUAUCCGCGUAGAUCUCAUGGAGAAACCACGUGAGAAGCCAUCCAACCUCAUUGAGUGGAAAAUUGAACCAAAAUGCUUGACGUGUUGCAGUAUACAAGACCCUAGUUGUACAUUAUUAAGGAAUAAGGACUAACUUAACAAUAUAAUAGCGUCAAUGUAGUAAAGAAUUAUUACAAUUGAGAUUGCUAGAACUAGAUUUUCAUUUGCCACCAGAAUUGGAUCAGAUUGGGCAUUGUAGGUCUCACUCCUGACAAGUGAUUCCUUCUUAAUUUUUCAGUUAAAUUUCUUGGGAUAUUAUCUUCAAGGUUAUGAGAAUGGUGGUAAUUUCUAUUAAUUAACAUGACUUUUUGUCACGUGAAAUUAAGUAAGAAACCGCGAGAUAAUGCAACCUUCAAUUGGUGGUACUUCAAGUGCCCAUUUCUUUUCUUUUAUAGAGCUUCAUUAAGAUUAUUCCCUACAAACUAGGAGCAACAUUAACCACUAAGUUUCAUCAUUUAUUUAUCUAUGGUUUGAAAUCUUGCCGUACUUCCCGACGAGCUGCCAAACUUUGUAAAUGCUGUGUAUCUUCGCAUGACCAUUGAGUUGUUUUUCUAAACUAAGUUGAGGAUGAAUUGCACCUACUUUUCCAUUAGUUUAACUACCGUUGCAUAGAAUUACUUUUUGGUGAAAGUGUUGUUUGCACUAGGACCUUUGUGAUUGGCAUUACUUGAUCUUAACUCUUUACCUUCCAUUGUAAAGGCAAGGACCACUCUGUUAUUAUUUCUGUGUUGCUUUCAUGUGUACGAGUUGUUUGAUCUGUUGGACAAGGAACUCUAGGCUUCUUUGUGGGUUCUAUAUGCUCUUAAAUUGCUAUCUGCAAAUAGGUAGAUAAUGUAGCACUAGGAUGUCUUUCAUGUUAAAAUACAUUUUUGUCCUUCCAUUACGAAGAGCUGGUGCUGCAAUAAUUAGUCCUUUGCCUUUAGGAUAUAGCUCCUUUCUAAAGAAUUUUGAUUUCUCCAGUUUACUCAUUUACCAUUAAAUUUGGAGCUUGCAUGGCUAGCUUAAACGUGUGUGACUUUUUGGCUUCUCCUAGUUUCUUUUAGCCUUUUGGCUAUAUUGUGUACUUUUGUAGUUGAAGAUUCUCUAUAGCCUUUCCUUUUAAGAUUUUGACAUUUGGCUUUGUCAUAUGAAAUUAUACUCUUUAGAGGUCUCUUUAUAUAUGUAUAUGAUUUUGUUCUUUUUCUAUUCCUUAAUCAGCCAAGAUUAAUGGAUCGUGUCAAAUAUUGGGGUUCUUUUUCAAAGGAUAAAUUGGGUUUUGAUCUUUCUUGUUUGGUUUGAACAAAUUUAGAAUGUUUUCCGUUCCUAAAUUUAGCAACUUUUUAUGAUCAUCAGAAAGUACUUUAGGUUUCCAAUGGAAUGUUAUUUUGAAUAAAACUCUCAUGUUGCUGUUUCAUAAGUUCAUAGUGAGUUGUAAAAUAUUAUUAUCAAAGCCUUAGACAACUCAAGCCUGGACUAGUAGUGUUCUAAAGGGAACUCAUAUAAUUUUCAAGGGAAAAUUAUGUAAGGUUGUAUCAUUCAUUCCAUCAUUCUAAUUCUAACAGUAUUAUGAAACUUAUCAAUUGAUCAAGCAGACAUGAAACGUAAGCAAUGUUCAAUACAUUUAACUUGCAAAUAGAAACUUUAAUAGGGUACCUUUUGUUUUCUUGUCCAAAGUCCUAACAGCUAAGGUGGCUUUUCGUCGGCCAGAUCUAAAAGUAACAUUUGAAUGUUAUAAUAGAGCAGUGUCUUAGCCCUGCUUGAGUGAAGUGAUAUUAUGUUCAAUUUUACUCUGUUUUCACAGUCAUUGCUAUGCAUUCUUCUUUCUGAAGCAAAGGGACAUUUCAUAUUUAAUUUUUUUUUGAGAGCAAAGUUCUUAGGAUGUCGCAGAAUACCCAUGAUCAGAUUAUUCACAAGCCUUUCUCCAGUACAUGACAUUUAAUGGGGAUGGGACCCUGCGGCCCUGCUUUUGGUUUGGACCUGCAUGUGCAGUCAUGUUCAUUGUGACAUGAUUUUGUAUCAAUCUCGCCCUUGUUUCGCACAUUUGCUUACGAGAUCACAACUAAACUCCCAACCAGAAAACUAAGGCGGCGGCCUGCUGCUGGCUACAUUUUCAACAUGCCAAUGAAACCGGUCAUCUUUACGACAACAUCCCACAUGGAGUUAACCUCUGCUAGCCAGACUAAUGUUUGUUUCAGGGUUCGGACAUUUCAUACCACAGCUUACAAUGCAAUAUUGUAAAGUUUAAAAGUUAGAUUAGAAGUAGUAAGGCAAUGAGGAAAGCAGUGAGGGGAAUACGGUUGCAGUUAUGGUAAAAGUAAAAAGUGGCAGUUUUGAAGUAGUUGAGGUUGAUCUGCCUUACUAUGUUGUCUUCUUCACAAGAAGACUUGGGGACAAGAGUAACAUGGCCUUCCAUGUGCCAAACACAAGGUAUAGUCUCUAUCAAACUCUCAAAAGAAUAUCCCUUUUACCCCAUUGGCUCACCGGGUCACCGCAUUUGGAUGGACCCUUUGCCUUUCACUCUCUCUCUCUACCUCUGAUUUUUCUUCUGUUUUUUCCACCAUUCAAUUUUCUUUUUCUUGCAACAUGAAGGAGUCCCUUUUAGGACAGUGACUCGAUUUCUCUUUUCGUCUCAUCUAUCUUACCCUUUCAUUGUUUUUCUAGUUUAACAUGGUAUCAUAACAAAAGAGCGUAGGAGGUUUAUCAAGUUUAUUGAAACUUGGUUUCUUUUUUCUACUGAUUAUAGUAGUCCGUACAUUGGAUACCGUGAACUCGAAUCAAUAUUUGAGCCACCAUGUUUAUUAGAGCUUUAAAUUUUUGGAUCUAA
This is a messenger RNA of Cucumis melo (muskmelon), 6164 nucleotides long. RefSeq names its product pentatricopeptide repeat-containing protein At2g13600-like. Gene Ontology annotation, biological process: RNA modification. Bases 144 to 1553 code for a protein of 469 amino acids. The transcript has 2 exons. NCBI's taxonomy places the organism in Eukaryota, Viridiplantae, Streptophyta, Magnoliopsida, Cucurbitales, Cucurbitaceae. Gene Ontology annotation, molecular function: RNA binding; protein binding. The record is from RefSeq and is a predicted model, not a curated record.